Messenger RNA from Babesia bigemina, 1764 nucleotides. Its product is annotated as MIF4G/MA3 domains containing protein, putative. Gene Ontology annotation, cellular component: catalytic step 2 spliceosome. NCBI's taxonomy places the organism in Eukaryota, Apicomplexa, Aconoidasida, Piroplasmida, Babesiidae. Gene Ontology annotation, molecular function: RNA binding; protein binding. The coding region runs from base 1 to 1764 and encodes 587 amino acids. The record is from RefSeq and is a predicted model, not a curated record. The transcript has a single exon. Gene Ontology annotation, biological process: mRNA splicing, via spliceosome.
AUGGGUGAAAGCAGAGAAGACGACAAUGUCCCGCCGCGCAGCCCGCCUUCUACGCUGGAACACCGCGAGAGCAAGGUGCGUCGCGUCGGCAGCCGUGAGAAUUCACCAGAGCGCGGUAUGGACAAUGGUCACGUCGGCGCGGACGUUUCAGACGCUCCUGCGUCGCGUACAACCGGCCGCCUGGGUGGAAUAUACAUUCCCCCUUUUAAGCUGGUUGCUCUGCAGCGGGAGGUCGCUGCCGACGGGUCAGUUGCAUACCAGCGCCAAGAAUGGGAGAAGCUAAAGAAGAAGAUCAAUGCCGUAGUGAAUAAGCUCACCUGUACCAACGUGUCGGAUCUCGUUGUUGAGUUGUUGGAGUGCAAUCUCAUUCGUGGUCGCGGACUGCUGGCUCGCAGCUGGAUCCGCGCACAGAUGGCAUCGCCAGGUUUCACGGACAUAUAUGUCUCCUUCCUGUCUGUGCUGAACUCGAAGUUUCCGGAGAUAGGCAACUUGGUUUUGCGCCGCAUAAUCCUGCAAUUCCGCAGGGCAUUCCGUAAGAACGACCGCAUCCUGUGCCAGACUGUGGCCAAGUCUCUGGCGCACCUGGUGAACUACAGGGUGGCUCAUGAAGUUUUGGCGCUGCAGUUUUUGGCCAUUCUGUUGGAGAAUCCCACGGAUGAUUCCGUGGAUGUCGCAGCGGGUUUUUUGGAGGACGUCGGCAAUUUUCUGGUUGAUGAAGCUAAACAGGCUCUUGAGGCGAUAUUCGACCGUUUCAAGCAGAUAUUAAGUUCAGGCAAAAUCGACAAAAAGACCCAGUAUACUAUCGAGGCGCUGUGGAAGUCCUUCCGCAAUAAGUUCGCCGACAAGCCUGCCGUGAGACCUGAACUUGAUCUGGUUGAACUCGAGGACCAGAUUACGCACGACCUCGACUUUUUAGACGAAACCAUAACGUCGGACGAGAUGCUUAACGUGUUCCAGCCUGUAGAACCGCAAGUAUACACGGAAGAGCAAGAGAAGUGGGAACGCAUCCGCAACCAGUUGAUGGGUGUUGACGAGUCGGAUGCCGGCGGCGCAGAGAGCGACUCUAGCGUCGAUUCCGAAGCGGAAGAUAAUGAUGAUGGAUCAGUCGCAGGUGACGAUAAUGCGACUGGUGGCGCGACUACGGUCAUUCGGGAUUCCACCGGCCAAGACUUGGUGAAUCUGCGCAAGACCGUGUACCUAUGCAUAAUGUCGUCCCUCAACUACGAGGAGUGCGUUCACAAGUUGCUGAAGCUGAACGUUCGUGAGGGAAGCGAAAUAGAGAUUUGCACGAUGCUUAUUGACUGCUGCGCGAUGGAGCGCACGUUUCAGUCGUUUUACGCACUGCAGGCGGAACGUUUGUGCAAGUUGCGCAUAGUCUACGCGCAGAACUUUCAGGAAUGCUUUGCGAAGCAGUACCAGCUGAUACACCGCCUGGAAACCGCGAAGUUGCGCAACGUCGCCAAGUUCUUCGCCCACCUCCUUGCCACUGACGCCAUAAGUUGGUCGGUGCUCUCUAUCAUAGUUUUGACCGAAUCUGGCACCACGUCAAGUGGGCGCAUUUUCGUGAAAAUAAUGUUGCAGGAACUCUGCCACACGUUGGGAAUACGGAGCCUUGGCGAGAAGCUGCACAACGCCGAUAUUGCGCCUCACCUGACAGGGAUUUUCCCGCGUGACAACCCUGCGAACAUUCGCUUCGCCAUCAACUUCCUGACGGCAAUUGGUUUGGAGGCUCUGACUGGCGAGUUGCGCAAGCGCCUCAGGUAG